CUCAGAUCAUCAUUCAACAUUAACAAACAGCUCACUGCUCUUUUUCUUCUUCUUCUCCAUCGUCUUCCUCCGGUCACUGCUCUACCAUUUCCACUUCCUUGGUUCAUCUUCCAUUUUCCUUUUUCUGGAUAUUUUUUCCUUAAUCAUAAGAUGCACGCGAAGACAGACUCGGAGGUGACAAGCCUCCCGGCGUCAUCGCCGACGAGAUCUCCCCGGAGACAAGAGUACUACGUGCAAUCGCCGUCGCGUGACUCUCGCGACGGAGAGAAGAUGGCGUCGUCGUUUCACUCGACGCCGGUGAUAAGUCCGAUGGGAUCUCCGCCGCAUUCUCAGUCCUCCAUGGGUCACCACUCGCGGGAAUCUUCCUCGAGCAGAUUUUCGGGAUCUCUGAAGCCUGGGUCGCGGAAGAUCUCUCCGAACGACGCCGGAAAACGGAAGGGACACGGCGGCGGUGGCGGAGAUAAGCAGUGGAAGGACUGUGCUGUAAUCGAAGAAGAGGGUUUGCUUGAUGACGAAGAUCGAGACAAGGGUUUGCCUCGUCGGUGCUAUAUCUUGGCCUUUCUGGUUGGAUUCUUCGCUCUGUUUACGUUCUUCUCUCUGAUUCUCUAUGGAGCCGCUAAACCUCAGAAGCCCAAGAUCUCCGUGAAGGUUAGUUCAUCCUUCUUUCUGGUUUUUUUUUGCUUUUCUGUGUUCUGUUGAAGUCAAUGGAGAUCUAGAUUGUGCUUGAUUUUGCUUUUUUUUUUGUAGUUUAAUUCUCUUAAAUUCAUCGUUUCCAGUGAAGAUCCAGCUCGAGAUCUGGAUUGGGCUUGAUUUUGCUUUUGUUCAUUUUAAUUCUGCUGAAAUCUUCCAUUUAUGAUGCAGAUUUAGCUCACUUUUUGCGUUUUUGAUGGUUUAAUUUUCUUUCUCGUUUGAAGGGUAAAUCUAGAGCUGAGUUGUUCUUGUUCUCUUCUUCUAUUUU
Molecule: messenger RNA, 958 nt
Organism: Tarenaya hassleriana
Lineage: Eukaryota; Viridiplantae; Streptophyta; Magnoliopsida; Brassicales; Cleomaceae
Exons: 1
Coding region: 151-699 (182 amino acids)
Source: RefSeq, a predicted model, not a curated record